Molecule: messenger RNA, 2218 nt
Organism: Carassius carassius (crucian carp)
Lineage: Eukaryota; Metazoa; Chordata; Actinopteri; Cypriniformes; Cyprinidae
Product: glutaminyl-peptide cyclotransferase-like
Exons: 8
Coding region: 284-1477 (397 amino acids)
Molecular function (GO): zinc ion binding; glutaminyl-peptide cyclotransferase activity
Source: RefSeq, a predicted model, not a curated record
UGAGGAGCUACGCAGAUCGCUUUUCUGUUCUGGCUCAGUAACGUCGACUGCAGAACUGAGAACACGAUCAUUUAUUUACAGGCUGCAUCGUCCAGAUGCAUAUCAAGGACGAACCAGACCGGCGUUGGUGAUGAAAUAUCCCCCAGACUCCGUUCUCUCGUCGUUCAGCACAAUGAGCUGUUCAUUUCCUGCGCCCGAGGUGGAUUUGAUAGAGCAAUGGUGCGCCAGUCACAACACCGGACUGCUGGUUUCAUCUUAAUUUGGCAUCUAUCGUAAAGACAAGAUGAACAGCAUACGGUACAAAGCAGCGACUGUCAAGUGGUGGAACUAUUCUGUCGCGCGCUGUGACCAUGCACGUAUGUGCCGCGUGCGAUUACUGCUGCUGUGCUUGUGCGUGCUGGUGGCAAUUACAUUAACACUGGCAGUAUCACUGUCUAACUACCAGACGGUGGAUUUGGAUUUUCCUCCCAAACCUCCCGACCUAUUCAAAGACAAGCUGAAACACCAGCCAGGUAAACCCACUGUUGCCCAGGUAAAGCGGCUUGUCGCGCAGGUGAACCGGGAAAGACUGUGGUAUUCCCAUCUGCGACCCAUUCUCACUGAACGCCAGCCAGGAAGUCGUGGGAGUCAGGCUGUUCGAAAACACAUCUUUUCUCAACUGGAUUCUCUUACGGCGGGCUGGUCUGUAGAAGUGGACUCCUUCAUCUCCGAGACCCCUCAUGGCCCUGUUAGCUUCACUAACGUCCUGGCCGUGUUAGACCCAAUGGCUCCUCGCCGAUUGCUUCUGGCUUGUCACUAUGACUCCAAAUUUAUACCUUCAGAUCCUAGUGACCCACGGAAGGUGUUUGUGGGUGCCAGUGAUUCAGCUGUGCCUUGUGCUAUGAUGCUGGAACUGGUCACAGCUUUGGAUCCACACCUCAGAAAGCACAAGCAGCUGCAGAUUUUUUUGAAGGUUUCCAGGGUGACCCUGCAGUUGGUCUUCUUUGAUGGAGGUGAAGCUUUUGAGCAGUGGUCUCAGACGGACUCACUAUAUGGUUCACGGCACCUCGCAGACUCCAUGUCCCGCAUUCCACACCCGCCGGGUUCUGAACAAACCACACUGUUGAAUGCUGUGGAUCUGCUUGUUCUUUUGGACCUCAUUGGGGCCCCUGAUCCGAUGUUUGUGAAUCACUUUGAGAACACAGCUCGCUGGUUUGACCGCCUUAUCGCUGCUGAGAAGAGACUCCAUAAUUUGGGGCUCCUGUCUUCCCAUCCCAAAGAGCAAACAUAUUUCAUGAAGGAUGUGAAUAUGGGGCCAGUUGAAGAUGAUCAUAUUCCUUUCCUUCAGAGAGGAGUUCCAGUGCUGCACAUAAUUGCUACGCCAUUCCCUUCCUUCCUGCACACGAUGGAUGACACAGUGGACAAAGUUCACAGUCACACUGUGGAGAAUCUCACCAAAGUCCUUGUGGUAUUCCUGGCUGAAUAUCUGCGGCUCUAGGAUGCUGUAAUAUUACAUCCAACCACAUCCGUCGUGGAUUGGUCUAUACCUCAGCUGCACUGCUUUAGGAUAUCUGAUAUCAGUGACUGUUCUCAGAGAUGCAUAAAGUACUGUAUGUUCUCAGGCUGCCAUCCCAUAUCCUGACAUACGCUUACCUUUUGACUUUCUGACAUGUUAGUCUAUCGGUAUAGUGCCUUCAGAUAGUUUUGCUAUUUAGUAAUGCACUGUAUAGACAAAAUAUAUUAUUAUUAUCUGUGCCGAAAAAGGUUUACAUAAGUUUAGUCAUCUAUUCGAUAACUGCAUUAAAAUUAAUAGAAUACAAAGUAGAUACUUUAAGCUCAGGAAUGGAUGUAAACCUGAUACAUAACCUGACUUAUAAGAGAUUAUUAAACUAUGCACUAGAGUGAAGCUCUAUAAUGCUCACAAUCUCACAAUAAUUUAAUCUAACAAUAAAUUUCUCAAAUGUAGUCUGUAGUCUCUAGUAGCUAAAUGUUCAAUUAUACAUUAGUCUAGAUCAGGGAUCCUUAAAUCUGGCCCACGAAAUCCACUUUCCUACAGAGUUUAGCUCUAACCCUAAUCAAACAGUCCGUGAUUUCACCAAGUACAACAUGUUCCUGGGACAAGGAACAACAUUCCUAUCAACCAAUCAGAACUGAGGGAUAGCUUUUCAGGAACUAUCUGUUUUAGGUAUAUGGUCGGGUUCGGUGCUUCUACACCCCUGUUAAUCAGAUGGUUAGGGUU